GCAGGUUAAUGAAGUAGAAGAUUUGAGAGAAAACAUUACACUGUCUAAUAAUAAUGUUUCUCUCAUUGAACCAGAGAAUGUGGAAUCUGGUGAAAGAAAAAAUUAAGGUUUAUAAGAGACGCCGAAGGAAAAAGGCUGCAGAGGAAAGUGGAAAAGGUUCUCAAGGUUCUGAAAAAGGACCUGACAAACUUCUCACAUAGAGGGAAGGUUCGGAGCAAUCAGUGGAAGCUUGUAAUGCCCUUAUGCAGAAUGGUGGUGACAAAGAGGCAAAUACAUUGCCAGAAGCAGCCUUACAGCACACACAAACAGGAAAAGAUCAGAAAGAGAACUUUUAAGCUUCACUUCAAUUGUGUAAUUGUGUUAAGUUGCAAUUUCUAACAGUGUUUUAUCCACAAAUUCAUGUUAAUAAAUAUGAGCAUUUCCCUUGAAUAGUGCUCAGCUUCCAGUGCACAGAACUCAGCUCCAAGCUUUACACUAGAUAGAACUUGUGGUGGUGCCUGGUCAGAGGAGGAGCUUGAUAGUCUUUGGAGGGGUGUCUAGCGACAUGGGUAGCAUGAGUGGGAAGUGAUGCUUGGAGAUCCCCUACUGAGAUUCUCAGAUCAUAGGGCCGCAAAGGACUUGGCAGAGAGGUGGAGAAAGGAGAGGCUCAACCUCAUGAAUUGUCAAGAUACUCUGGACCAGUGGCUCGAGUAGGAAAUUGUCAGGGAGAAACUACACCAAGGCAUCAUGAAAGCAGCUAUUGGUUUCCAGUGCCAUUACAACCAGUGCCAUUGCGAGUGGUACCUUUGCAAGUCACAACUACCCUUGAUCAAGAAAGAAGACCAGAGCAAAAUCCUUUUUUGGGUGGGAUAUUCAAACUUUCCCAA
Messenger RNA from Rubroshorea leprosula, 866 nucleotides. The record is from the annotation of a GenBank genome assembly. NCBI's taxonomy places the organism in Eukaryota, Viridiplantae, Streptophyta, Magnoliopsida, Malvales, Dipterocarpaceae.